UAAAGCUUUAUUGACCGUGCUCUUUUUUUCUCAGUGAUAUACUUACAUAUGUAAAUCAUUUAAGUUCAAAAAAUAAAGGUUAAGUGGUAUUAAUUGGUUAAUAUGACAUCUGCAUAUUUGCUAUACAAAUAGGGAUUUGAGUGUGAUUUCCGUUUCCUGUUUCAAAUUUUAAAACAAACAGAAUAGUGUUUGGUCCUUAAGUACAUGUAUAUGUUUUUUUAUACAUACGGUAUUUAAUCAAAUGUUGGUUUUGCAGAUCUUUGUCAAAAUCAUAUAGCUAGUGGAUUAAACUACAACACAUCGAAAUGAACCGAACCGACGACAGUUUUUACAUGAACCUUACAAACACGACAGACUCUGGGUUCAGUGAGGAAAAACCACAAGCUAGUAUUGCACCUCCUAUUCUAUUUCUAAUUCUUGGAACGCUCGGAAAUGGACUGGUGCUGUUUCUUCUGUGUCGUUUUUCUGGAGAGCACAAAUGGCGUCCUUUUUACAGAUUUGUAUUGGCAUUAGCCAUAAAUGACUUUUUAGGGAUCGCUCUAGCAGCACCUUUCGGAAUCGCUCGAUACGCCUCGGACUUCACGUUUACUUUCUCCCACGGCCUCUGCGACUAUAUGGCUUUUAUUCAGAUGUUUGCUAUCUUGAACUCGGCAUGCAUCGUACUUUCAAUGUCUCUUGAUAGAUUUAUUGCAAUUGUUUUUCCAUUGAAAUACAGCGUGUCCGCCAAAGAACGGCGAACUCACUUGUUGUUGAUGUUUGGUGGCGCCAUAUCACUCCUUCUGUCGAUCGUUCCACAUUUGGCGGGAAGACACAGUCGCAGUUUUUAUCCGGGUUCUUGGUGCUUCGUAGAUUUUAUGUCUGACGCCUGGAUUGAUCGAGGCAUCUCCUUGGCUUACGCCUCCGCUGGCUUUAUAAUUCUUUGUUUGGUUGCCGUUCUAAAUAUUUCAGUGAUCGUUACUCUUGUACGUCAACAUUGCUUAACCGGAAACGGAAGGAAACAACAGAAAACAAUAAGCAAGAAGAGUAAACAGAUGAUAGCCUUUUUGUUUGCUAUUGUCGUUCUCUUUGCAGUGUGCUUUAUACCUUUGCUGAUCAAUGUGUUUGCUCGCCCAUUGCGCAUCCUUCAAGGAAUGGAGAGUUUUGAGGUAUUGGGUCUCCGCCUUGCCUACGUAAAUUCCGUUUUGAAUCCGUGGCUUUACAUCCUUCUCAGGAAAGAAACUGUUAUGUUUCUACAGAGAUUUCCUUGCAUGCGACAGUGUUGUCAAACCAAAGACCAAGAAAAUACCACCGAAUCGGUGUCACUUUAAAUUUGUUUAUUUUUAUGUUUUAU
Molecule: messenger RNA, 1330 nt
Organism: Magallana angulata
Lineage: Eukaryota; Metazoa; Mollusca; Bivalvia; Ostreida; Ostreidae
Product: prostaglandin E2 receptor EP4 subtype-like
Exons: 2
Coding region: 306-1307 (333 amino acids)
Biological process (GO): positive regulation of cytosolic calcium ion concentration; adenylate cyclase-activating G protein-coupled receptor signaling pathway; inflammatory response
Cellular component (GO): plasma membrane
Molecular function (GO): G protein-coupled receptor activity
Source: RefSeq, a predicted model, not a curated record